AUGCGUUUCACCACCGCUACUUUCUUCGCCGCUGCUUCUGCAUCCCUUGUGGCUGCUACUGAUGAUUUUUGCAUGUCUCUCUGCAACGAUGUUGAGGGAUGCAAAACGGCCAAGUAUGGUUCCUACUGCAAGUCCUGGAAGAGUCCUGCUACUUGCUUUGGUUUGAUCAAGAAAUCUGAUGGUUCUAUCUGCUUCCAGCCUACUGACAAGGAAUGUGUCGGCGAGGCUGUAACCUGUUCGGAUGUUACUCCUGCUAGCCCCGUUGGUACCACUACUACUGAGGCCCCCGCCACUACUACUGAGGCCCUCGCCACUACUACUGAGGCCCCCGCCACUACUACUGAGGCUCCCGCCACUACUACUGAGGCUCCCGCCACUACUACUGAGGCUCCCGCCACUACUACUGAGGCUCCCGCCACUACUACUGAGGCUCCCGCCACUACUACUGCGGUCCCCGCCACUACUACUGCGGUCCCCGCCACUACCACUACUACUGAGGCUCCUACCACUACCACUACUACUGAGGCUCCUACCACUACCGCUACUACUCAGGCUCCUACCACUACCACUACUACUCAGGCUCCUACUACCACUACGACCACCACUCCCGUCUUCGGUGGUCAUUUCUGUGGUAAGGUGAUGGGCCAAAGCUUCGACAUCGACUUCACCGAUGGUCAUGCCACUAUCAAUGUCGCGGGUAUGAUGAAGAUGCACGCUGAUUACAAGGUCAACGGUUCCGAGAUGGAGUUCUUCAACUAUGAUGCUACUCUGACCAAGUUGAUGAAGAUGAUGCACAUUGAUGCCGUUAAGGCCACUAUCGUCGAUGCUAACGACGUUCAUGUCACCAUCGGAUCUCUCAUAGAUACUACAGUCACCAGGUGCUAA
Messenger RNA from Perkinsus marinus ATCC 50983, 885 nucleotides. RefSeq lists its product as hypothetical. The record is from RefSeq and is a predicted model, not a curated record. The transcript has a single exon. The coding region runs from base 1 to 885 and encodes 294 amino acids. Lineage: Eukaryota; Perkinsozoa; Perkinsida; Perkinsidae.